AUGAAUAAAUUGUUAAAGCCGGAGUAUCGCUUGAGCGAGAAGCCUUUCUACAUGCAAAAUGAAGAUCCAAUGCUUCUGGCGAUCGAAGAUCUCGUGUCUUUCGGUUUUCGAAUGGUCGAUCGUUUGUCUAGUCUUGACUUAGAUCAUUCCAUAUUGGAACCAAAGCAAAAAGAGAUGUAUUCGCUAGGAAUAUUUAACAAGCAGCAAUCGUCAAGAAUAAAAGAUAUUUUCAUUAAGAGUACUAAAGAUUUAGCAAACGAGAUUGCACUCUGGCCAGAAGUGAACAAUAUGUUGUUCAGAUAUGACAAUGAUGGCAAACUUAUUGAUCAUUAUGUUUGUAAGUAUCAUCACGUCAUAAAAAAUCAUGUACUUCCUCUAAACAUAGACUUUCAACUGUGCGUUUACUCAACGCCGGCACUUGAUUUGAUAUAUUUUCUCAAUACAAGUCCUUCCUUGGAUGUCAUGGAAAAUAAGAAAAAUAUUUUAUUGAACGAAUACCUUGACAUCUUAUCAGCAACUAUGAAACAAUUGAAUUGCAAGACACAGCCGUCCACUAUAGAACUGAAGGUUAUUAUAAAGCGAAAAGCUAUGAAAUUCCUUGUCGUUUUAUUGUUUGUGUUGUGCUCUAAGACUGAGGCGAAAGAUUUGGAUGAGUUAUUAAGCACUGAUAUAAAUCUAGGUAUCAAAAGCGAGAAUUAUAGAAAGUUAAUAAUAAAAAGAUUGUCAUUGUAUGACAAAUGGGGUUUAUUAGAUCUCUAA
Molecule: messenger RNA, 759 nt
Organism: Acromyrmex echinatior (Panamanian leafcutter ant)
Lineage: Eukaryota; Metazoa; Arthropoda; Insecta; Hymenoptera; Formicidae
Source: RefSeq, a predicted model, not a curated record